ACUGCUGAGGAUGGAACGAUUGUAUAUUAAGAUCAAUGGACGCAGCUUCACGCAGCAUUGACUGAUCAUCUGUUAUCUGAUAGUGCGGUCCUUCUGCGGUCUACUGAGGCCCCUCAGAUAGAUACUGGAUGCCUGACUGCAGGAGAGCAGCUGGAAAAGCAUCUCAGUGAGCUGAGGAAUAUUGUGGUUGGCUCCAGCAGUCCACGGCUGCGUGAUUGUUCCGUGGAAAACGUGAGCAGAAAGAGGAAUGUGAACUGAACGAGCCGCGGUCUAACCUCGUGUAGAAGGAAUACGCUGGGAAUUGUCACUCAGGAUAUCCCCGUUCCGUCAGGGAUUCGCCUGUUUGUUUGUUUUUUGCAGUGAAGGCGCACAGUCUGUUAUCCAUUUAUUCAGAAUAACUGCAGAAGACCAGCACCAUGAUGACUGCACGGGAAAUAAUCAAGAAGAAACCGCCCAAAGACAGUCUGACGCUGCUACCCUGCUUCUAUUUUGUAGAGCUACCCAUUGUGGCAUCCUCCAUGGUUUCACUGUACUUCCUGGAGCUGACGGAUGUGCUCCAGCCGGCGCAGGUGGGGUUUCGCUGUCAUGACCGUUCACUCAGCAUGCCGUACGUGGACAGCGGUGAUGAGCUCAUCCCUCUGCUCAUGCUCCUGAGUCUGGCGUUCGCCGGCCCUGCUGCCUCUAUCAUGAUAGGUGAAGGUCUACUGUAUUGUAUGCAGUCGAAACUGAAGGUCCGUCCAGGGAUUGAGGGAAGCAUAAAUGCUGGUGGAUGUAAUUUUAACUCUUUCCUGCGGAGAACUGUUCGUUUUGUUGGGGUUCAUGUGUUCGGUCUUUGUGCAACAGCACUGGUUACUGAUGUCAUCCAGCUGGCCACUGGCUACCACACACCAUUCUUUCUCACAGUGUGCAAACCCAAUUAUACCGUCCCCGGUGUGUCCUGUGACAAGAACCCUUACAUCACCAAAGACAUUUGCUCUGGCCAGGAUCAGAAUGCUAUUCUGUCUGCCAGGAAAACCUUCCCUUCCCAGCAUGCAACCCUCUCUUCCUUUGCUGCUGUUUAUAUUUCAAUGUACUUCAACUCAACAAUCUCCGAUAGCACCAAGCUGCUCAAACCCGUUCUGGUGUUUGCCUUUGCCAUUGUGGCUGCGUUGACGGGACUCACUCAGAUCACCCAGUACCGCAGUCACCCUAUCGAUGUUUACGUUGGGUUCUGUAUUGGUGCUGGUAUUGCCGCAUACCUGGCUUUCCAUGCUGUUGCCAACUUCAAAUCUCCAGAGGAAGCUGUCAACCCACAACCUCCUACUCUGCAAAAGGAUGCUUUGAGGGCUCUGGCCCAGAGAGGCCAUGACUCGGUCUAUAACAAAAGCCACGCCUCUGAGAGCAAUGAGGAAAUAACAUCACCAGCAUCUCUAGAUGGGCUGAACCGGCCUUUACAGCGGGAGAAAACCUCGUUGGGAAGCUUAAAGAGAGCCAGUGUCAAUGUGGAGCUACUGGCGCCUCGCAGCUCAAUGGGUAAGGAGACAAUGGUGACCUUCAGCAACACAUUACCCCGUGCUAAUCCAGAGGAGCCAACGAGGCGUCUGGUGACAGUACCUGUACCACUGGACCCAAUGCGGUCACAGCAAUUAGUGUCUGAAUGGAAGCAAAAGUCAAUGGAGAUGCGAGGCGGCAGCUUGCCCGAUGAGGACACUAGCGAGCAGGGCUCAGAUGGUGGCAACGACACAACCACAGAGGAGGAUAGCGUCCACUCUUCAGUCUAUUCGUCUGUUCAACAAUCAACCAAACCUGCUAACCCACCUGCAGGUACAAGAGUGGUGAUGCCCCCUCGUCCCCCAGCACAGCCCUCGGCCCCCCCACCUGUGUCCCCUAAAAGCGCCAGCACUCGGGCCAAAUGGUUGUCCAUCACAGAAAAAAGUGGUGCUAAUAUCCCAGUUCUUAAGGCAGGAAAUCAGCCUCGGAUCAUGCAGGUCAUUGCCAUGUCAAAGCAACAGGGACUCCUGUCUGGAUCAGCCAGAUCCUCAGAGACUUCAUCCUCUUCUGGUACCUCAUCCAUCACAGGUACAGAAUCAUCACCUAAUCGUUCAGAACGUGAUAGCGGUUCAGGCAUCAUCACAGUUGAUGCCCAUGCACCCCACCUCCCUGUAGUUCGUAUGACCUCCAACCCCAACAACCCCUGGGAGUGGAGAGGAUCUUCUGAUGGAAACACGGCCGAGUCGUACGAGCUUAAAAACCUCAACCGUGAGGGUUCCUGCAGUUACCGUCACAUCAGAAGCAUCUCUCCCUGUUCCUCCGUCAGUGAGACUGAACACAGGCCACCCCAGCCUCUUCAACCUCCCCAGCCACCACUUCCCCCUCAACUCCCACCGGUGGGUCAAACCACAGAGGGUCGCAGUCUGCGCCGAAAGACCCCUCUAGUUCUUCUGGAUAGAGAGGCCAAUCUGAACCACACUGAACAGGUCAACUACUACAAAAAGCUACAAAGUAGCAGGCAUUUCAAAGAGUGACAAUGUGCUGACUUAUAUUUGAGCACAACUACACUUUUUGGUCUUUGGGUUUUCAUUUCUUGAUUUGAUUCCAUGAGCAAUAUCUGAAUAACUGGAUCCACUACACAUUGAGUCAGAAGAGCAUUUGAGAGAUGUUGCUUCUGACAACGUAAGAGCACAGUGGUUUUGUCCUCUGAGGGCAAACCAAACUACACUAUCAAGAUUCCAAUAAUUUCUAUUGUGUUUAUAUAAUAUCCAUAUAAUCAAAUUCCAACAAUGCCAAUUGUAAAAUACGGUUUGGGUUUAUUUUUAUUGCUGUUCUUUUUUGUUCAUACUUAAACGUGUGACUGAGAUGUCAAUUUGAAUUUAUGUGUAUGUGUGUUUACGCACGAUUCUUUAGUGUAUUUUGUGGUGAUACAAUAAUAUUAGGAACUAUUUGAUUGCCUUGUAGCUAUCAUGGUGAAAACCGAUUUAAAUUAUUUGGUUGGCUCUUUAUGAAUGAUAAUUGUUCUGAAAAAGGGUAGCGUCCUUCAUUCUACAUCUGACUAUAAUUGUUUAUAAACUGUUCUGGACAUUCUGCAAGUCUACUGAAGACUCCCUGUGUAAAAUGGUGGAAAUAUGGAAGCACUUUGAAUAAGCACUGUGUGUAAACAAGUGAGGUGAACUCAAUUGUCUGAGAUAUUCCAAAGGAAUAUUAGACUGUCCUGGACACUUUAAGAAAAGUAUUUUCUCAUAAUUCAUGAUGUACCUUAUAGUGGAACAUCAGCUGGACAACAGGUCCAUUGAAAUAUUUACUGCAAAAGAAAAAAAUAUUAUUAUUAUUUAUUUAUUUAUUUGGUGUAAAUCACAAAAAAAAAAAAAAACAUUUCUACAACUCUCUGGGAUUUAUCUGUAAUAGUUAGUGAUCUCCUUGUCAUGCUUUUUCCCAGAGGUUCUCCUCUAAAUGAUCAUGAUGCAUGUUAUGUGAGUGUCGUCGAGGUGGAAGUGAAGCCUUGUCAGUGAACAAUUCCAAUCUGUUCUCAUGUACAUGUACAGCCGUCACUGCAGGUUGAAUUCUGUGUGUGUCAGCUCUCUCUUCACGGUGCUCUGAUCUGCUCCUGGAUCUCUGUAGAUGGUUGUCCGUAAUGGAUGCUUCGUGCUGUUGAUGCAGUUUCUGAAAAAAGACAACAAAAAUUACAACAAUAAACAAGCUGCAGUAAAUUAAAAUAUGUGUAAACUGCAAACCUUGCCCAUCCCUUUAAUGCACUGAAAUAUUUUCUGUUCAUCUUUAUAGACUUCUUUAAUUAAUAAAGUGGAUCCUGCCUACA
Messenger RNA from Carassius gibelio (silver crucian carp), 3790 nucleotides. RefSeq names its product phospholipid phosphatase-related protein type 3-like. Gene Ontology annotation, biological process: phospholipid metabolic process; phospholipid dephosphorylation; signal transduction. Gene Ontology annotation, molecular function: phosphatidate phosphatase activity. The coding region runs from base 417 to 2504 and encodes 695 amino acids. NCBI's taxonomy places the organism in Eukaryota, Metazoa, Chordata, Actinopteri, Cypriniformes, Cyprinidae. The record is from RefSeq and is a predicted model, not a curated record. The transcript is spliced from 9 exons.